ACGUCAUACGUCAUAUAGUAAUUAAUUUGUGAGUAAAAAUCGGCGAACGUGUCUAUAUUUAUUAUUUUUAAUGUAAGGAUAACAUUAAAAUUACGAAGCAACACUGCAGGUUAAGUGGCGACAUUAAUGUGCUUAAUUUGCAAAUAAUUUGCAGAACAAGAAUAAACAGCAGAUUGUGUGAGGAUUAAACAAUCCAGGUGCUGUCCAAAAUGAUACUGUUCGAGGGGUUUCAGAACAGACAUCCAAUGCAUCCCAUGCAAAGAAGGGAGCCACCAGUUCCUCAUGGUGACAAUUUGGGCAAUCAGUGCGUGGAGGAGAACCAUGACGACAUAUCCUCCUUGCACAAACGACAAACGACGUCUGCAGAACACUUGUGCAUUUACGAUAUUUUCAACAAACUUCAAAGGUAUGGAGAAUACGAUAUAGGAGGCACUUUCACCGACAACGAGCCUGACUUAUGGUUCUAUUUCAAUACCUCUUUCUGCCCGGGGAACAAGUGUCUUCUCAAUCUAUUUGUAUGUCUAAGAAAAGUGGGCAGCUUCAGCAUCGGUAUAAGCAAAUCUCCUGAAGUCACCCACGGACCAGUCACAGCCAACUCACCUGGACGAUCUUACUUACCAUAUGAAUUUAAAUGGCAAGUGUUCAAGUCAAAUCAGCCCGAUGAGAAAUAUUUUGUCAAAACUUACUGCUUUACACCGAAGAACUUGGAAGGCAGGAUACUCUGCAUUCCUAUAGUGAUUAAGACCGAUCCUGCCAGCCCAUUCAACAUGGAUCUAAUUAAACAAAUUAAGCUUAAUCAUGAUUUUGGUGAGCUUUUAUCAAAGCAGGAGAAAACUAACUAUAUAAUUGAGUCAGCUAGUCGGAAACAAUACCAAGUGCAUAAGAUAAUUCUAGCUGCUCAUAGUCCUCUCUUAAGAAACAAGGUUAAGAAUGACACAAACUCACUAUUCUUGGAUAUAAACGACAAUGAUAUGGAGUUGCUCCUGCAAUUCUUAUAUACAGGUACAAUUAAAGAUAUAUUAAGACAAGAUUGCAUUAAUCUGCUAGAUAUUGCGGGGAAAUUUGAAUUAGGUAACCUUUUUUUUCUAGUGCAAUAUGCUAUCGCUGAACAAAUUAAUGUUGCAAACUGCAUGGAAAUUGCACUCAUAUCGGAGAGAUACAAUUUAGAAAAACUACAAACAACUGUUUUUCAGUUUAUAAAGGAGAAUUCUGAAGUAUAUGAGACUGAAGGAUGGAAAAAUUUGAAUGAUGUAAAUCUAAUAAAGAAAAUGAUUCAGUAUGUGAAUACGAAUAAGAGCACAAAAUAAUUCACAACGAUUUUAUAGUAUUUUUCACAUAGCUUGGAUGAUGGCAGCUGUCAUCUUCAUACAAUUUAUGAGUUAUAUAACGCAAAAAUGUAGAGAUGAUAGCUGUCACCGUUCCCAAACUACCUGUUUGAAAAAUACUAUAGGUUGAGUAAGAUGCGUAAAAUCUAAGACAAUUUCGUGCUUCGAAUCUGACAGGUAAACGAGAUGGCGCUGUACAGCUCCAUACACAUUUUGCGGUAAUUCUGAUUGUCCAAAGUUUUCGAUUGACCGCAAAUAGCGCCAUCUGUUUUGUAUGUCAAAAAAAGGAGCACAUUUUUACCUUAGACUUUACCUCUCUAUUACAAUCAAUUCUCGUUGCUAUAGGUAGCAAUUAACCAUAAUAAUAUUCUUGAUAAGUUGAGUCAUAUUUGUCAUACAGUAACAAAUAUAAAAAGUAUCAAAACGAUUUAUAAAUUAUUUGUAGGUAAUAUUGUAAGUGAAACCUUUUAAAAUAAAUUUGUCAUGUUCGUUGCCUUAACAUAACAGUAUUGAGACUUGGAUAACUGCUAAAUAAAAAAGUCUAGAGUCAGACCAAGAUAAGUUGGCAGCGAUUUUGGCAGCCCAGACAGUGUAAGUGUUAGUUUAAACGUCAAACUUCUAUGAAAUUAUGACGUUAACUUAAUACUUAAGAGCACAGCACAGCGUAUGUCAUUCCAGAUCUAGAGCAGAGCCCAACUGGGGAAGUACCUCCACCUUACAGAAAACCACAGCCAAAUGACACUAGACCCUACUCAUAGUGUGUUCCUGCCGGUGAGUAAGGUUGCCAGAGCUCAAUCAGGCUGCGGGGUGUUAGGGUCGGCAAUGCGCAUGUAACUCCUCUGGAGUUGUAGGCGUCCAUAGGCUACGGUAACCGCUUACCACCAGGCGGGCCGUAUGCUUGUUUGCCACCGGCGUAGUAUACAAACAAAACUUCCACAGGCUGGGCUAUCAAAAUCGCUGCCAUGUUAGCUUGGUCUGACUCUUAACAGAUAAAGGCAAGAUCUAGUCAUAAAAAGAAAAAAUACUCAGGUGUAUUCGGUUAAUUCCGAAAAAAAAAAGAAAAAAGUGGCGGGUAAAAUUUAAAAAGGGAUUCUUAUUACAACAAAAUAUGAGUGAUUGUAAAUGAUUUUCGGGAUUAAUCAAUUUCCGAAAUUGCCCGAAUACACCUGUACACAUAGACUAGAUAUCAACUCACUUCAUAUAUUUUCUAUAAAAUAUACAUAUAUAAAUAAAAUAAUAAUAAUAGGAUCAUGCAUUCGUGAAAAUGUUUACGUUUACCAUUUAGGUAAACUAUUUCUUUUUUGUUAUUUCUACUAAAUCCCGAGCUCUUUGCUUCACGAGAAAGUGUCCUAAAAUUUCCAUACAUUUUUCGAUUCUACCAUUAUUUUCUCGUAGGUACUAGGAUCGAAAGAACUUGUAAUUCUAAGUAGAAAUAACAAAAAAAAAAUGUCCAACAAAAGAAGGUGUACUGUACAACUUUAACCAGGCAUAAUUGGACCCUAUCACUUUGAAAUAAAGUUCAAAAUCAGGUGGGCAUUGUAUUCCCUCUGCUUUACAAAGGCUUAGGUAUACCUAUUAGGUAUUUUAUAUACAUAUAAAAUACUUAAUUGACUUUAUCAUCCUAGAUGUAACAACGGAUACGGGGUAAUAAAAAUAUAUAACUAAUCAAUUCUACUGUAAUAUUAUUUUAUAUAACGAAUAGAAUCAGGCAUUACUUAGCGGAAAUUCAUAUUACAAGUCAAAACCACAUCGAUACAGUCCGUCAAGAAAGGCCUCAAAUCACUAAUUAAAUUGAUGGCAGCCGUUUUGCGUUCCAAAAAAACGCUACGGCUUUUUAAAUUCCGUUUUCUGAACCUACUGCUUAAGAAUCACACGAAGCCGCCGCCAUGCAAUAAAACUAAACGCUCUCAUUUUAAAACAUGCUGCUUAGAUUACAUGACACAUGGCAUAUAUAUUUACGUAACAUAUGUAUAACUAUGUCUGGUAUUAGUUUCGUUAAAAAUUGUUACACAAAGUUAGAAGUAGGUAGGUACAGUCACCUGCUAUAAUAUGUUACACAACGAGGGCUACAUAAAUAUCUGACGAUCUUAUUUGUGGAGCCAUAAGAAUGUGUCACAUAUUUUUGCGGCCUUCGAAGAAUAACAUUAUUGCAGGUGACUGUACUUCCUUAUCAUUAACUGUUGACACCACCUUACGGCUGGCCGCAAGUGUACGGAUUUUUGUGUGAGUGAACGGGACGUCGCUAUACACAUUCAUAGUGUUAUCUCACUUGCAUCUGUCAUUCCGUACGUUUCCGAAUAAAAAAAAACCGUGCGUGUGCGCCCAGCCUACAUGUGAUGUGAAUUACUGUUUCUAUUACUAAAGUUUAUUUUGUGCAUAUACGUAUAAGUUUAAGUGAUGAUAUUUCACUAAGUAAAAGCGUGAUAUUUAUAAGUCUUCGCUGUAAUGAUACGUACCUACGGUUUUAAACCUUUAUAUAAAGUAAUUUGAAUAGCGUGCCGAAAUAAAUAAAUAAUGUAUCUUUGUAAAUUAUCACA
This is a messenger RNA of Cydia pomonella (codling moth), 3862 nucleotides long. RefSeq lists its product as uncharacterized. Gene Ontology annotation, biological process: regulation of proteolysis; proteasome-mediated ubiquitin-dependent protein catabolic process. The transcript has 3 exons. Gene Ontology annotation, molecular function: ubiquitin protein ligase binding. The record is from RefSeq and is a predicted model, not a curated record. Bases 210 to 1307 code for a protein of 365 amino acids. Lineage: Eukaryota; Metazoa; Arthropoda; Insecta; Lepidoptera; Tortricidae. Gene Ontology annotation, cellular component: nucleus; cytoplasm.